Molecule: messenger RNA, 4452 nt
Organism: Grus americana (Whooping crane)
Lineage: Eukaryota; Metazoa; Chordata; Aves; Gruiformes; Gruidae
Gene: GPC6
Product: glypican 6
Exons: 9
Coding region: 215-2056 (613 amino acids)
Biological process (GO): cell migration; regulation of signal transduction; regulation of protein localization to membrane
Cellular component (GO): cell surface; extracellular region; plasma membrane
Source: RefSeq, a predicted model, not a curated record
UCCGCGGCGGAUCGCGCUGCCGCUGGCCCGGGACUCCGCUCGCAGCAACGCGCCCGCGGUUUCAAUCUUCACAACCUACAGCCAGAUUUUUACCCCUCUUUUUUCCCUUUUCCUUUUCCUUUUUUUUUUUUUUGGCGGGGAGCGAGAGCGCUUCGCAUUUGGAGAAGGAGCCGGGGGGACGAGGCUGCUGCUCUCCUGCUCCCGCCGUGCGCGCAUGUGUGUGUCUGCGCGCCCAUCUCCCCCCCGCCUCGCAAAAGUUUGCCUCGGCGGCCGGGGGGCUCCCGGGCCGCCGCCCCCGCAGCCGGGGGGCGCGGCGGCUGCGCGACGGUGCGGCGGCGGCGCGGGAGUUGCGCGCCGCGCCAUGCCGGCGGCGCAGGGGGCUGCGCGGCGCUGCGCCCUGACGGGGCUGCUGCUGCCGCUGCUGCUGCUGCUGCUGCCGCCCGCGGCCGCGGGGGCCGAGGGCAAGGCGCGGAGCUGCGGCGAGGUGCGGCAGGCGUACAGCGCCAAGGGCUUCAGCCUGGCCAGCGUGCCCUACCAGGAGAUCGCAGGGGAACAUUUGAGAAUCUGCCCUCAGGAAUAUACAUGUUGCACCUCAGAAAUGGAGGACAAGUUAAGCCAACAGAGCAAACUGGAGUUUGAAAACUUAGUGGAGGAGACAAGUCACUUUGUACGCACCACUUUUGUAUCCCGGCACAAGAAGUUUGACGAGUUUUUCCGAGAACUUCUGGAGAACGCGGAAAGAUCCUUAAACGACAUGUUUGUCCGGACGUACGGCAUGCUGUACAUGCAGAACUCAGAGGUGUUCCAGGACCUCUUCACAGAGCUGAAGCGGUAUUACACAGGAGGCAACGUGAACCUGGAGGAAAUGCUGAAUGAUUUCUGGGCUCGGCUGCUGGAGCGGAUGUUCCAGCUCAUAAACCCCCAGUACCAUUUCACUGAGGACUACUUGGAGUGUGUAAGCAAGUAUACGGACCAGCUGAAGCCGUUUGGAGAUGUACCCAGGAAGCUGAAGGUUCAAGUGACUAGAGCGUUCAUCGCUGCACGGACCUUUGUUCAGGGGCUGACAGUAGGCAGAGAGGUUGCAAACAGAGUAUCCAAGGUCAGUCCCACCCCAGGGUGCAUCCGGGCGUUAAUGAAGAUGUUGUACUGCCCUUACUGCAGAGGACUUCCCACUGUGAAACCUUGCAACAACUAUUGCCUCAAUGUAAUGAAGGGCUGCCUAGCAAAUCAGGCUGAUUUGGAUACUGAGUGGAAUCUGUUCAUAGAUGCUAUGCUUCUGGUAGCGGAGAGAUUAGAGGGACCAUUCAACAUUGAAUCAGUCAUGGAUCCUAUUGAUGUCAAGAUUUCUGAAGCCAUCAUGAACAUGCAAGAAAACAGCAUGCAGGUGUCGGCAAAGGUUUUCCAAGGAUGUGGUCAGCCUAAACCAGCACCUGCCCUGAGAUCUUCCCGUUCUGUCCCUGAAAACUUCAAUACCCGGUUUAGACCAUAUAACCCAGAGGAGAGACCUACAACUGCUGCUGGCACCAGUUUGGAUAGGCUGGUAACAGACAUUAAAGAAAAGCUAAAGCUCUCUAAAAAGUUCUGGUCAACAUUACCCUACACAAUCUGCAAGGAUGAGCGAGUGACAGCCGGUCCGUCAAUCGAGGAGGACUGCUGGAACGGCCACACCAAGGCGAGAUACUUGCCUGAGAUUAUGAACGAUGGUUUGACCAACCAGAUCAACAAUCCAGAAGUAGAUGUGGAUAUCACAAGGCCAGACACCUUCAUUCGACAACAAAUCAUGGCCUUACGUGUCAUGACUAACAAACUGAAGAAUGCAUAUAACGGAAAUGAUGUCAACUUCCAGGAUACAAGUGAUGAAACCAGCGGCUCGGGCAGUGGAAGUGGCUGUACAGAUGACAUCUGUCCCACCGAGUUUGAUUUCAUCACCACCGAAGCACCACCGGUCGACUCCGACAGGAGGGAGGUGGAGGCUUCAUCCACACGGCCUGGCUGGUCACUGCAGACGUUGCUCAUCGUCUUCAUCAGUCUCGUACUGCAGAGACAGUGGAGAUAAUCCUGGAUCUGGUGGGAGAAACUGUGUUUUAGCUACAGAAACAGUCAACUUUCUUCUUUUCUUAUACUCUUAGACAAUGGACCAUGCCACAAACACUUGCAGUUUUCUACAAGAAGAGAGCAGUACUGCAACCUGCUUCCCUUUUUUGUUUUCCCAAAGAGUACCAGGUGCCAGACUGAACUGCUUCCUGCUUUUUUCAGAUAUCUCUGAAGAUAAUAUCCACUCUUGAGAGAAUUCUUUCUCAAACCUUUAUUACAUGAGACUUUCUGAGCUUCAUUUCCUUUUAUGCUGCAAAAGUAAAAAAGGAUCUUACAGUGUGUGUUUUUCCCUAACGAGAAAAAAAGAGGGGGGGAAGAAACCAUGAAAACAAUUUUCUUUCUGAAUCCGGCCUGACUCAAGGCUGCUGCAUUUCAAUAGAAUAUCAACGAAACAAAAAAAGACAAGAAAGGAACAAAACAAAUGCAACCAUUCUUCACUGACAGCCAGGUUUCCUUUAGGAACUUCUGUAGCAUGAUUCAGGUCAUCAGAAUGAUCAUUGCUAUAGGGAGGAAGUCUGGAUUUUUUUUCCAACACAAAAAUACGUCUCAACGGUGAAUGUCUUGCACUCCAUCUGCCAACCACAUCAGAUUGGUAUGAAGGUAGAGAAGCUGAAAAAUAAGUUUAUCUUUUAGUAUGAUAGUAACUCCACUAGCUUCAGAAUAUCAUGUUACAGGUGUUUAGGAUUUAAAUCUUAAUGCCCAGUAAAAAAAUUGAGUAGUAGCACGAUUUCACCUAGCUUCUUUUAGUAUAUAUCCAUGUUAUACAAUUGGCACAGAUUUCCACUUAGCUCACCAUCAGCCAUGGUGGUAAUGCUAAACAACGCUCCUGACAAAUCUCCCCUCAAGGGUCCGGACAGAAAAUAAUCUCUUGUGAUAUAAUCUCUUUCCUUUUGUCACUGUUCUGACAUCGAUUAGGACUUUCUGCUACUAUGUUCAUUAUCCUACCAAGACGGCAAUUCUCUAAUGGACUAGCAGCGACUGGAUCAAUAGAGUGUUUCACACCUAACCACAUCUUUCAUAUCAGUUAAUUUCAGUGUCACAAGGAUUACUUCUACAAAAUUUCAGAACAAAUAAAUAUAUAGUACUGACAUGGAAAUUUCUUUCACUUUUUUAGUCUUAGUAUGAUCAUCUAUUUUUAUAUAUAUAAAUAUAUAUAAAUCACAGAUUUUAACUUCUUAAUUACAAGCUCAGGGUUGACACUUCUUUGUAAGAAAAAAAAUGUUUGGUCAACCAGCUCUUCUUUUUUUGUGCUGCUCUGAAAAGUAACCCUUUAAUAACUGGUGAGCACGAAAAUCAAAGAAGAGAAUUUUUUACAUAUCCAGUUGUCCAUUUCUUAACAGGUUUGCAGGGUGGGGGAGAAAACCUCUCUCAUAUGUGUGUAUUUGGGGGGGCAUGUGAGUUUGCGCGAUAGGCCUAGAGAAGGACACGGAUGUUAUUUGUGAUGGCAAUUGUACUCUCAGAUUCUUCAAGGAUACAUUGCUUUAAUAAUCAUUGCCUAAAUGACCAUAGUCCUGGAUAGAGUUUCCCUAAUUUGCAUAUGGUCAUAAGACUCAAGAUGGAAGCUGCUUAAAUCCUGGACAAAUAAGUGUCAACAAUUUGACAUCAAAACCUUCCCUCUUCCAUCAGCCGCAGACAAAGGGCUUCCGUGACAGUUCUGCGUGGUGUUGAAAUUAUACGCCAGAAAUUUAUUUCCUGAUUCUUACAGUGACUCUGGAAAUGGUACAGACAAAUUGUGGAAACACUGUAAAACCAGCAAACCACAUUACAAUGUAACAGCAGAGCAGGUAGAUCAUAUCCAUUGCAAUCUCUUUUUCUUGUCAAAUUGUAAUUAGCUAUCGAUUUAGGCAUGAAAUUAAAGUAGAAAACACACAGCACGUUAGGAUAAAGUAUACUUAAGCACUUUUACCAAAAAGCAUUUACAAACUAUCUAUAUAGUAUGUCUAAUAACAAAAAGCAGAGGUUUUGAGCAACUUGUAUUCCAUUCUUCCCUCCCCUCCCCCAUUUGUUGUUUUACUUCAAAGUAUUAUGAUGGGCACAAAGUAUAAUGGGCACUUCUGGGCCCAGCCUAGUGUGCAGGAGUUGCUGGCUAGGUGUUGAGAUCACACAUGUCUUAGAGCAGCCGUAGCAAUGCUUCCUGCUGCUCUGAUGGUCCGCUCUAGAGCGGAUCUCGUCAUUCAACAUUCAAUGCCUUCGGGAAGUUAAACAACAGAGUUUAAGCCAAUUCUCACAGGCUUUGUCGUUGGCCCUGGUGCAGCAGGUACCAAGCAGAGGAUCUUUUCUUUGAUUUUUUUUUCCUGAACUUGCAUAUGCAGCUUUCUACAAGGAGACCCCUUUAAAACUCUCCCCUGGUCCAUCUCU